This is a messenger RNA of Strongyloides ratti, 2838 nucleotides long. Its product is annotated as Nuclear hormone receptor HR78. Lineage: Eukaryota; Metazoa; Nematoda; Chromadorea; Rhabditida; Strongyloididae. The transcript has 6 exons. Gene Ontology annotation, biological process: cell differentiation; anatomical structure development; regulation of transcription by RNA polymerase II. Gene Ontology annotation, molecular function: zinc ion binding; nuclear receptor activity; RNA polymerase II cis-regulatory region sequence-specific DNA binding. The record is from RefSeq and is a predicted model, not a curated record. Bases 1 to 2838 code for a protein of 945 amino acids.
AUGUUGGCACUUGUAAAUGCCGAAAGUCAACAUAAUCAAACAAUACAAGAUAUUAUCCAUAAUCAACAUUCACCAACAUCAUCUAUUCUGACUGCAACAUCAACUUCUUCUGAAGAUUCUAUUUCACCAAUAAAUACUACUGAUAAGAAGUUACUUCCGUCAUCAACACCAAAUAUAAAUUCAUUUGGAAUUCAAAAAAAUUCUAUCAAUCAAUUUUCAUCACUUUCUGAUACUAUAUCUUUAAGUCAAUCAGCAUUCAAAACAUUUAAACAGUCAACAACAUCUACUUCUACAUCUUCUACUACUGGAUCAGGUAUAGGAAUAACAUCUUCUAAUUCCAAUAUUAAUUUAAAUCAACAUCAUCUUCCAAACGCUACAUUGUCGCAAAUAAAUCCUUUAAACUUGUCUACCCUUGAUAGUAGACUUUUAUCAAUUUUAAGUGAAGAACAUCAAAAACAAAGUAGCAUUGGAAUUUUUUCAACAAACCUUCAAAGUGCUUUUAAAACAACUACUCAUCAACCACGAAUUGGUUCAUUUGGUAUUAAUCAACUGGAUAAAACUAAUUCAUUCAUUUCAACAGCACCACCAACACCAUCAACUAAUCUGGAUCCAUCUACUUUAAUGGCUGCUCAGUUAGGACUUCUUAAUAGCCCUAAUGCAUUACUUACUAUGAUGCAGGCUGCAGCAGCACAAAAUCUUUACAUACACCAAAAACAAAGUGAAAUGAACGGUGGAUCAGGAACUGGUAAUGGACAAAUAUCGGCUACAUCACUUUUAACAUCAGGUGGUGGAAUAGUUAGGUCAAAUCCAGGAAAUUUAUUGGGACAACCACAAAAUACUAUUCUUCAACAAGCAAAUAUAUUAAAAUCAAUGUACCCAUCUUUAUAUGGUUCACAGUCAUUUUUAUUGAAUGAUCAUUUGGAGAGUACCACUGGAGGAGGAUCAAGUAUACAAAGUAAUUCUACUAUAUCAUCACAUCAUUCGAAUCCUUGUAACGUAUUUAAUAAUUCAUCAUUAAAUACAUCAACCAUCUCUUGUAAUACUCCUAGAAAUAUAACUAUAUCUAAUACUCAAUCAACUGGUGGAUCAAUGCCUAGGGACAUGUGUAUAGAACCGUGUGUUGUCUGUGGUGACAAAGCCUCUGGGCGUCAUUAUGGGGCAGUAUCAUGUGAAGGUUGCAAAGGAUUUUUCAAACGCAGUAUUAGAAAACAAAUAGGUUAUGUUUGUCGAGGAAAUAAAGAUUGUCCGGUUACUAAAUUUCAUAGAAAUAGAUGUCAAUUUUGUAGAUUAAAAAAAUGUCUUGCAAUGGGAAUGAGAUCUGAAUCUGUUCAAGCAGAAAGGAGACCAAUGAAUAUUAGCAAUACAAAUAAUAAUAAUAAUAAUAAUAAUGGAAACGCAAAUAAUGCUAUUCCUAAUAAUACUAUAAAUGUUCAAAAUUUUAAUGGAUUACAAGGAAGUAAUCAAAAUGGAAGGUUAAAUGUUUUAUCUGAAAAUUUAACAUUAUCAAAUAAUAAUACUUCAAAUAAUGGUGUUAGUAAUAUUCUUCAAACAUCAAAUCAAAGAACAUCAUUAGGAAAUGGUACUUUAGCAUCUAAUUUACUAGGAUUUAAUCCAAAACCAUCUAAUCUAUCAUAUAUGCAAGGAUUAUUAGCUAUAGCAAAAAGUGAAAAUUCUAUAACAUCAUGUAAAGAAAGUAAUGGUAAUAGAAAAGAUUCUGGAACUUAUGAUUCAUCAUCUAGUAGUGGUAUCUCAUGUAAUAGUCCCGAUGAAAGUAAAUUACAAAUUAAACGUGAAUCUAUUGAUGAAGAUGAAUCUGGUUUAGAUAUGACAUCAGUUGGUUUAACUGCUUCUGCUUCACCAUUAUCAUCUAAUGGUGGUGGAUGUUCUUUAUCAGAUGAUGGAUCUCUUAUAAUUGGUAAUGUUAUUGAUUCUGAAUCAGCUAAAUUUGAACUUCUCAUUGGUCAACCUAUACCACAAGAUCUCAACAUUCAAUUUUUCUGUGAAGCUGCAUCAAGAUUACUUUUUAUGUCUAUACAUUGGCUCAAAAAUAUUAAAGUAUUUAGUCAAAAAGAUAUUUAUGUUGAGAAUACUAUGAAAAUAAAAUGGUGUGACAUAUUUGUUUUAGGUUUAAUGCAAUGUAAUCAAGAUUUUAAUUUAUCAGUAAUGUUAACAGCUAUGGGAAAUCAUCUUAGUACAUGUGUUAAAUUUGGUCAAUUAAAACCAGAAAAAUAUGAUGAAGUUUCUGAACAAAUAUCAAAACUUUUAACAAUGAUAAAAAGAUUUGAUGAAUUAAAACUUUCUGGUAUUGAAUUUGCUUACCUUAAGACAAUAUCAUUUACAGCUCAAGAUUUACCAGAAGUAAUAACAUCUCAUGUCUCAAGGCAAAUUAAUUCAGCAGCUUGUACAGAAUUAUAUGAAUACUUAAAUAAUAAUCUUAAUUCAUCUUCUUCAUCUGUAAAUGGAACAAUUGAUGAUUCUCAUUCUGAGACUGAUUGUGCUUCAUCAAGUCCUGGUACAACAUCUACUUCAAUUACAAGUCAUUCACAAGGAUCUUGUAAUAUAAUUGACAGAUAUAGCAAAAUAAUGAUGCUUUUAAGUAGCUUAAGAUGGCUUAAACAAAAUGUACUUGUAGAAUUAUUUUUCAGUGGUUUAAUUGGUAACUCAUCCAUUGAAACAGUUAUUCCAUAUAUCUUAUCAAUGGAUUGGAACGGUAUUAUGGAUAAUCAAACAUUAGAUAAUGGUAUGUCUUCAUCGCCAUCCGAGAAAGUUGAAUGCGAUAAUUCUAAUAGUAUAAUUAAUAACAACAAUAAUACAAUUACUCAAUUUGUUAAGACAUAA